Pezoporus occidentalis (night parrot) is the source of this 2348-nucleotide messenger RNA. It is a transcript of the gene ARL13A, whose product is annotated as ADP ribosylation factor like GTPase 13A. Gene Ontology annotation, biological process: non-motile cilium assembly; receptor localization to non-motile cilium. The coding region runs from base 80 to 991 and encodes 303 amino acids. Gene Ontology annotation, cellular component: non-motile cilium; motile cilium; ciliary membrane. Lineage: Eukaryota; Metazoa; Chordata; Aves; Psittaciformes; Psittacidae. Gene Ontology annotation, molecular function: GTP binding; GTPase activity. The transcript has 10 exons. The record is from RefSeq and is a predicted model, not a curated record.
GUUCCUCUUGCAGGCAGCACAGGACCCAUUGAUGCUCAGGGUGUGCUUCAUUAGCAUGAAGGACCAGCAAUGAGCAGUGAUGUCCCACAGCCUGGCACAGAGGGGACCCUGGGUGCUGAAGAGAAGCCAGCCCUCCCCACGGAGCAUGUUCCACCUCUUCUCCCACUGCUGGUCGUGGCUGCAGGCCAUACAGGAGCCCAUCAGGAAGGUCACACUCCUUGUGUUGGGGCUGGACAACGCUGGGAAAACCUCCGUCAUCAUGGACCUAGACAGAGCGCUGCCCAGCGAGGUGCUGCCCACGGCACAGCCCGGCCAGACCCGCCUGAGGGUGGAGCGCUUCGAGGUGACCCUGCUGGACCUGCCCGGGGCCCCGCGCUCCCGCAGCGCCUGGCGCAGUCACUACAGCGCAGCCCAUGGGCUCCUCUUCGUGCUGGACUCCAGCGACCUGGCACGGAUGGAGGAGGCUCGCAGGGUCCUGAGCCGCGUCCUGAGCCACCCUGAUGUCUCCGGGAAGCCCCUCUUAUUGCUGGCCAACAAGCAAGACACAGCGUCUGCCCUGCUGCCCUGCGAGCUGAUCGAGCGCCUGUCCCUGGAGCGGCUGGUCAACGAGAACCGCUCUCCCUGCCGCAUCGAGCCCUGUGCCGCCAACCGGGGCCCCUCCUCCGGCCCGCCCCGCACCACGCUGCAGGGGCUGCGCUGGCUCCUCCGCACCAUCCCCGCCCCCCCAGCCCCACCGCCCGCCGCCGCUCCGCUGCCCGACCCCGGCCCCAGGGCAGCCCGCAGCCGCCAGCCCGCCCGCAGGUUGGUACGGGGGUCCUGGGGUACCCGUCCCUGUUUCCCGUUGUCCCCAUCCCCAUCCUUCUCUGCGCUCUCGCCCCAGCAGGGACCCAGCGCUCCCCGCGGAGGAUGCCCGAGAGGGCGCGGGGAUAACGGGAGAGUACCGGCCGCCGCGGCCCGUGCCUCGCCUCCUGCCCCUGGAGGACAGCGCUAAGGGCGCCGGGAGGAAGAAGAGAAAGGUGAAGGUGAGGAAGAAGGGCCUGGGGCAGCCAAGCCCAGCCGAGGAGCCGGAGGGACCAGGAGGAGGGGGUGACAGCCGAGCGGGGGCUGCCGGGGGGCUGCUGCCCCCCAACAGGGUUGGGCAGGAGGAGCUGGUUCCCACUGUGAUGGCCACCCCACACCCAGUGCAGGCCAUGAAGAAGAAAAAGAAGAAGAAAAUCAAGAAUAAAAUCAAGUCGCAGGAUCCUGCCGUGGAGCAGCAGCGUGAGGAGGUCUCAAGCACCUUUGAUCUGUACCGCCGGGCAAUGCUGGCUCUGAAGAUGAGGCAGGAGCAGAGGAAGCAGCCGUCUGCCAUCGCCCCCUGAGCGGAGACAGCACAUCCCAAGGGACGUGUGGCUCCAAGGAACCCCACACUGCAGUGGGACCCACGCUCAGGCAGGGCUUGUGGGGUGCUUGGCCAGGGCUGGCAGUCCUGGGGCAUGAACAGCAUCAUUGUCCUCUGCAUGGCUGGAAAACCAGGGAUUGCAGGAGCGAGCCAAAGCCCCUUUGUAAGAUGUCUCUCUGGCAGCAGGGCUGCAGUCCUGAAUGAAAGGGGAACAGCGGCCACUUCCCAACCCUGUGUUAGUAUUCUGUGGAAAGCUCGGUCUGAACCCAGCUCAGUCUGUGGGAAAGAGGAAGAUCGGAGCAGGCAUCCCAGGGGAAAAGCCUGUCUUGAGCUGACCUGUGCCCAGGCAAAGCUGUCUGUGCAGGUCAGGGGUUCGCUCAGCCCCUCAUUCAGUCCCUGGUUGCAGCUGGACAAGUCUCCUUUCCUGCUGGUGAAGGUGGUCAUGGAGGGUCUGCAGAAGAGCUUCAUCCAUCCCCACUGGCGUCACUGACAGUGGGCACCCUGCAGCCCUGCUGGUGUGUGCUCUGAGACAGGACCACGAGCGGCAUCUGCGUCCCAACACAUCCGUGUCCAGCAAAGUGAUGCUAUUGCAGGGACUGGGCUGUAUCCAGAGGGCUCUGGGUUGGUCCAUGUGCUGGGAAACCAUCCGUCAGCCCAGGAAACGCUGGACAUGAAGUCACUGGUGCAGCAGUUUUCCUUUCCCAGCUUGACCCGUGCUCAGCAGCACAACCUGAAUCAGCUCUGCUCCCGUGGUUACUGAUUAACAGGCACUGCCUUUGUGGUCCGGGGGAAGAGCAGUCACCAAAGCCCUUCCCUGGGCAGGGCUGAGAAGGGAAAAGAAGAGAAACUGCGGCUGCUCUACCUUGCCAGCCUGCUGUGAAGUCUGCCUCACUCAGAUUCAACUCCCAGUGACACAGCUGCCAGUGACCAGGUGGUCUCGAAGUCCCUUCCAACCCAAACCACUCUG